AAUUCGAAUUACAAAUGUAUACUGUUGAUAAAGAUGGCGAUCCAAGUGACGAGAGGUUAUCGUACAGAAAACUCAGUGAACCUACAAUAUGUAAAUUUACUUGGAAAUCCAAGUUAUUUGAGAACAUUGAGCAUAAACAUAUAUUGAGAUGGUCUGUUGCCGUAUCAGAUAAAUCAACUAGCUCACCAGAAUUUAGAUUAUUAGCAAUAUCUUGCAUCAACGUUAAAGUUUUGGAAUCUUUUAAGCAAAUCAUUGAUAAAACACAUACAAAAAAAGAGACUAACGAUCAUGGAUUGACCUUUGUUUUCAUGAUUAAAAAUUUUGAAAGUAAAAAUUCUGGUUAUUCAAUUGCACCUAUUGAUAAUAAAGAAUUACCAAUUGAAUAUGGUGGAAUAGUUGAAUUAUUUUCUGAAAAAGAUAAUAGUAUUAGUAGUCAAAAUGACGAAAAGGAUAAUGAUGGAUAUUUCCUUAUUAUCCUAACACUUUCAGGGGUCUACAAAUAUCAUAUUAAGAAUAAAUCU
Racocetra persica is the source of this 521-nucleotide messenger RNA. The record is from the annotation of a GenBank genome assembly. NCBI's taxonomy places the organism in Eukaryota, Fungi, Glomeromycota, Glomeromycetes, Diversisporales, Gigasporaceae.